This is a messenger RNA of Cylindrotheca closterium, 807 nucleotides long. Lineage: Eukaryota; Bacillariophyta; Bacillariophyceae; Bacillariales; Bacillariaceae. The record is from the annotation of a GenBank genome assembly.
AUGAUCACUAACCAAAGAAGAACACUCGCAGUAAUACUAUCCCUCCUAUGUAUGCUUUCCCUCGCUUCAGCAAGUCCAACUGGUAUUGCCAAGAUAGACGACGUUAUCCAAUGGUUCGUGUCAUUCUGGGAAGUCCGGUCAACUAUUGAAAAAGUCUUCCUGUUUUGGGGUGGUCUCAUGUUGUUUGGUGGACUCACUGGUUUGGAUGGAGGCAAACAUGAGGUUUACGAUAUGGUGGUUCUGGACUCGGCAUCGCACGAAGACAAUCCCAGAGUCUUCUUUGAUAUCAAAAUUGGAGAAAAGAAAAUCGGUCGCAUCACUAUGGAACUCUACGAGAAUAUUGUACCCAAAACAGCCGAGAACUUUAGGGCCUUGUGCACUGGCGAAAAGGGUGUAGGAGAAAGUGGUGCCAAGUUGCAUUACAAGGAUUCCAUUUUUCAUCGCGUGAUUCCAGGCUUUAUGUGCCAAGGCGGAGACUUUACAAACGCGAAUGGAACUGGAGGAGAGUCCAUCUAUGGCAAGAAAUUUGAAGACGAAUGGGGAGAACCACCAAAGUUCAUCCCUCACGAAGUACCUGGUAUGCUCUCAAUGGACAAUUCUGGAAAGAAUACUAACGGGAGCCAGUUCUUCUUGACGACGGCUGCCACGAAAUGGCUCAAUUGCAAACACGUAGUCUUUGGACGGGUCAUUGAUGGUAUGGACAUUGUUAAGGUCAUUGAAGAAGUCGGCUCCAAAUCCGGCGCUACAAACCAACGAGUUCUAAUUGCGGACUGUGGAGAACUCACCAAGAAAUCGAAGACCAACUAA